Molecule: messenger RNA, 1716 nt
Organism: Fonsecaea erecta
Lineage: Eukaryota; Fungi; Ascomycota; Eurotiomycetes; Chaetothyriales; Herpotrichiellaceae
Exons: 1
Coding region: 1-1716 (571 amino acids)
Source: RefSeq, a predicted model, not a curated record
AUGACUAAACUGACAAAGUCACCUCCACCCGCCUACCCAGGCAAAGUGAUUCCCCAAGGCUCUCUUCAGACUGCGGUGCCCUACGAAAGUCUGCCACAAGGCACGCAGGCGCCCGUGCCCAUUACCACAGCCGUGUUACCCAGCUCCUACCACGAGCCUCUGCCCGACACGAACCCUUUCUCCCCCAACUUCAGACCUGGGCCGGCCUCACCCACCACGCCGCCCACGGCGCCUUUCUCUCCAGUUUCGCCGAUCGCUGAAGAAUCCAGUCCCAUCGAGCGCUCCUCGCAAGCACCUCUGCAAGCGCCCAUGCCACAGAGACCCAAUGGCGAUCAACGCAAGUCCGUCGACCUGCGACGCCUCGACGGCAAGCCAUACCCCGCAUCCAAUGCUGCUCCCGAGAAGGAGAAGCCCAAGGUUGUCAAGGUCGCGAAGGACAUGCACGAUGGCGCGCUUCCGCCGGUGUACAGGCGUCAAGCGUCCGAUCCCAUCACUCCUCCGGAGGUAACAGACGCCUUGUCUAACGUGCACAAGUGUGGCAAAUGCGGCAAGAAACAUGGUCAAAACGACGGCCACGGGCAUGGUUGCACCCAAUGCGGAAAACGCAAGUCCAACACGGCAGAAUCGACCGCUACCGCUGCUAUUGCUGUGCCCAUGCCCCCCGCGGCUGCGCAUGCUCGGACCACGUCCGACGGGCAGGCGUCUCGCGUUUCGUCCAGACUGUCGGAGAGCACUGCAGGGCCUUCCAGUUCGCCGGCGUCGUCCACUGGGACACGGUGCUGCACGAAAUGCGGGAGGUACAAACGGCCGACCCCGGUGCCCAAUCCAUUCGACCAGCUUCGUCCCAAUGGAUCGGGUCCUGUGACCGCUCCAGUGCCGAUGGCGAACCACCCCGCCAUGAGACCCGGUCUCUCAAUCCAGCCCAAUAUGCCUGGAAACAACCCGGCCUAUCCCAAGAUUGACGUGAUCCCUCCGUCGGCCUCAACAUACCGAGCGGUCAACUCCCCGUUCACGACCUACGGGGACGACUCGCCCCUCGUGGGCAAAGCCAACAAGCAAGAGUUCAGAUUGUUCCGCAACUCCUCGCUCGCUCGCUCCCUCUCGCGCCGCCUCAGCAAAAAGGACAAGACGGUCGCAUCGGCAGCCGCGCCUCUUCCCAGCCAGCAACUCGCACGCCAGAGUGGCGAGCAAAGUGCUGGAACUCUGAUUAACAUGAUCAGCACCGCCAUGCAAGGACCUGGCAACGAGCGAGAUGCCCACUACACCAAACUGUCGGCAGGUAGCGACCCGACCGAUCGUCCCCAAACCCCAUUCUCGUUCGUAGGCGGCAAAGACGAGCAAGACGCCUUCGAAAUGGUGGACCUGCGUGAUCGGGCGUCGAUCUCCAGCCAGGACAGUAUGAAAGAAGUGGUCAAGCCUCAAAUCAGCGUGACGCCUUCGGACAGCGAGUUUCAGACCGGCGUCCCCGACCACAUCGAUGUCGUCCCGCGGUCCAAGUCGGCGGAGGUCGAGAGGAACCAGCACUUGUCGGUGAAUGGUACAGACAACAAACCGCCAAUCACACGAUUCAAGAGCUUGAGACAGGGCGUCCAGAGAAUGGGUAGUGUCAGCCGGUCGACCAGCUUAAAAAGGCUCGGCAGCUUGAAGACGGUGCACCAUGCUUGGUACGUGGAAGGAACGGACGGUAAUAAUGAAAACAUUGUUCCUGUCUUCUAG